AUGCAGCAUCGUUUUUGUUCAUGGCAUAUUAAGAAGCACGAAUUGCAACACCUUCAACCAUAUGUUGCUCGUUAUAGUGAUUUUCAAGAAUCAUAUAAAGAAUGGGUAAAAAGUGAUAGAGUUGAAGAAUUUGAAAGUAGGUGGGAAGUUAUACGUGGUAAAUAUAAUUUAGAAAGUAAUUUUUGGGUAAAUAAAAUGUAUAACCAAAGGAAAUAUUGGGCUAAAGCCUUCUUAAAGGAUAUUUUCUUCGCUGGUAUGACAACAAGUGAAUGGAGUGAGAGUAUUCAUUCAUUUUUUGAUGGAUAUGUUAAUUCAAGGACUAUGCUAAAUGAAUUUGUAAUACAAUAUAACAAAGCGGUUGAUUCUUAUAGGGUUGCUAAAGUAGAUGAAGACUUCAAGAUUAUGAACUCGAGGGCUGUACUUUCGUUUGUGCAUCCAAUCGAAUCAAAAGCAGGCAAAACUACUGAAGAAAUCAAAUAUCGAGUUGGGCAACUGGACAUUGAUAAAAGAUAUUGGGGAAUUGUUAGCUUUCGUUUUUUGAAUCAAGUAAAUGUCACCUAUUCAUGUGGACCUGCUUCAGAACUUACUUCAAUUUUUGAACUUGUUUCAAAUCCUGCUUCAUUUUUAGAACACGUUUCAGUUUUUUAUACAACUUUAGAAUUUGUUUUAGCUUUGGAAUGA
Lactuca sativa (garden lettuce) is the source of this 681-nucleotide messenger RNA. NCBI's taxonomy places the organism in Eukaryota, Viridiplantae, Streptophyta, Magnoliopsida, Asterales, Asteraceae. The record is from RefSeq and is a predicted model, not a curated record.